GAACCAAGAGCAGCCCUUGAACCGAAUUCCUAAUUCCCAAAUUUAAUAUGAUAUAGCUCGCGGUUUUUCAUCUUCACUCUUUUCUUUCGUGCGUGCGACGAUGUUGAAGCCCUAGCUCGCGAUCGGAGCGAACCACCGAGCUUCUGUCUUAGAAGCACACCGGCCUUUAGGCCCGUCCGCGCGCAUCUUGCUUGCUCUUUUCCUCACGCGAAGACCCAUUCCAGUCGAACCUUCUUCGGUUCAGUAGCAGCGCCUGUUGCAAUGGCAGCACUUCGAGCAUUUUGGAAUAGCCCGGUGGGCCCUAAAACGACACAUUUCUGGGGACCUGUUGCCAACUGGGGUUUUGUUACUGCUGGUUUGGUUGAUACCCAGAAGCCACCAGAAAUGAUAUCUGGUAACAUGACGGCAGCUAUGUGUGUUUAUUCGGGACUCUUCAUGAGGUUUGCUUGGAUGGUUCGUCCACGAAACUACUUGCUCCUAGCAUGCCAUGUUUCUAAUGAGGCAGUUCAGCUCUAUCAACUGUCUCGUUGGGCAAAGGCUCAAGGGUACCUGGAAAACAAAGAGCCAGAAGCACAAAAGUAGCUGUGGCCUGUGGGCGAUCUCCUUCUGUCACCGUUUGAUGUAAGGAAUAAAUAUAAAUUUCUUCCUUUAUUUGCUCCCUCCCAUUCGAUGCGUGUUCAUGUGAAUCUUUGCUUUCGAAUUCAUAAUUUGAUACCGUUACGUUUGAGUUCAAAUGGUGGCUUUGAGCAAGCAAUUUCUUAAA
This is a messenger RNA of Dendrobium catenatum, 763 nucleotides long. RefSeq names its product mitochondrial pyruvate carrier 1. Gene Ontology annotation, cellular component: mitochondrial inner membrane. The transcript has 5 exons. Lineage: Eukaryota; Viridiplantae; Streptophyta; Magnoliopsida; Asparagales; Orchidaceae. The record is from RefSeq and is a predicted model, not a curated record. The coding region runs from base 262 to 582 and encodes 106 amino acids. Gene Ontology annotation, biological process: pyruvate import into mitochondria.